Gasterosteus aculeatus aculeatus (three-spined stickleback) is the source of this 596-nucleotide messenger RNA. RefSeq names its product galactose-specific lectin nattectin-like. The record is from RefSeq and is a predicted model, not a curated record. Lineage: Eukaryota; Metazoa; Chordata; Actinopteri; Perciformes; Gasterosteidae.
AGAGACACCAGCCUGCUCCUGAUGCUCUUCUUGUUGGGUCUGGGUCUGGCUGUGGGUGCCGCGCCUCCUUCUGAUGUCGCUCCAAUUAUGCCAGAGCAGACCGAUUGUCCCACGUCGUGGUCCAGCUUCAACGGCCGCUGCUACAAGUACUUUGCCACAGGGAUGUCCUGGGCCGAUGCAGAGAUCCAUUGUGUGUCACAUGGAGCCAAUUUGGUGUCAAUCCACAGUGAACAAGAACAGACUUUUGUCAAAACCCUGAUCAAGAACUCCGACCCUGCUGAGGGACGCACCUGGAUUGGACUGAGUGACUGUCACAAAGAAAGCGCAUGGAUGUGGUCUGAUGGAUCAAAAGUUGACUUUACCUACUGGGCCCAAGGACAGCCAAACAACUACGAUGGAAGACAGCGCUGUGUCGAAACCAACUUUUCCUACAAGAAAUGGAACGACCACUUCUGUUCUUAUAAUGUUCCCUUUGUUUGUGCAUCUCGUCUAAGCUGAACUGAGAUGUUCUACAUGUCUGAUUGAACCUGGUCAUUGUUCACUUGUUGUACUGUUGACAUGCAUUUUGGCCUCUACAAUAAAGACAUGAAUAGUCA